GUCUUUGUGGAAAUGAGAAGGAAAGAGUUCUGAACAGUUCUGAAGAAAGGAAAGGCACCCAAUGAACAUUUGAGAGAGCUGGUCUGCCGCAGGAAACGAAACCGGACGGACAGAAUAUAUUAUUGCCUGCAAUGAGUCUGAAAUUCAAGCAAUACUACAGCUAAAUGAAGCUGUGUAAGUUCUUCAGAUGACCAUCUCGUCUCCAAGGGUGGAGGGAAACUCUGAAAAGGAAAACAUAGCGGAUAGAAGGGACCAAGAUCUGCUCUGCGAGGAUCUUCAGUCCAUCUUGGUUUAAGCAGGGAACCUCCCUGACCGUUUUGUUCAGACGGAGAGGAAUUCUUACGAGGUUUUACGCCAUUUUUUGAACUGGUGCUUACCUUCUCAGAGGUAAAAAAAUAUGUGUCAUGUUAUUGUAACAUGCCGCUCCCUGCUGUGGACCCUGCUCAGUAUCAUGGUAGCCUUCAUGGAGCUUGUCGCCUUCAUGAGCCCCGACUGGCUUCUGGGACACCCAAAGUCGGAGCCAGAUGUAAACAAGGGAGAAUUGGAUGUAAGGGGGUACCGGUCAUCUCUUGGCCUCUACAGCCGCUGCCUUCCCAUCGGGGCCUAUGGAGUUGGGGUCAGCUGUGGGCCGUACACAGACACAUUUGAGGAAGUGGCCAGUAAAUUCUGGCAGGCCGCCAUGUUGUUUCUGGCUGCUGGGACACUGGUGCUCGGGUGUGUCGCUUGCAUCUCCAUCUUCACGUUGUGUUUUCAAAGCAUCAAGAAGAAGAGCCUAUUCAAUAUCUGUGGACUGCUCCAGGCUAUUGGAGGCCUGCUGCUCAUGGUUGGCCUGAUGCUGUACCCUGCAGGCUGGGGUUCGGAAAAGGUGAUGCAGUUCUGUGGAAAGGAGGCCUCGCCCUUCAGGCCUGCCCUGUGCUCACUUGGCUGGGCCUUCUAUGCAGCGAUAGGAGGAACGCUUGCAACUUUUCUUUGCUCUGUCUUGUCUGCACAGGCCGAGAUCGCCACAUCCAGCGAUAAGGUUCAGGAGGAGAUCGAGGAGGGGAAAAGCCUUAUCUGCCUGUUUUGAGCCUUAAAGAAAUGUCCAGGAAGAGCAGGAAAUCACCUUUGGCGGAAUUUUCAGGGUGUGCACACUUGUAGAUAUGAAUGGAAGGAAGAGAAGGACUUCCCUCAGGGUUUUCCCAUUCUGGAUAAAAGAGUGUUACAGAAAAAAAAAAAAAAAAAGCUUGUGAUAUUAAGUAGAAAAAUUUCUAUUUUUCUAUCAA
Messenger RNA from Cyprinodon tularosa, 1262 nucleotides. RefSeq names its product LHFPL tetraspan subfamily member 2a protein-like. The transcript is spliced from 3 exons. NCBI's taxonomy places the organism in Eukaryota, Metazoa, Chordata, Actinopteri, Cyprinodontiformes, Cyprinodontidae. The coding region runs from base 398 to 1066 and encodes 222 amino acids. Gene Ontology annotation, cellular component: membrane. The record is from RefSeq and is a predicted model, not a curated record.